This is a messenger RNA of Osmia lignaria (orchard mason bee), 3972 nucleotides long. RefSeq names its product WD and tetratricopeptide repeats 1 (gene adp). The record is from RefSeq and is a predicted model, not a curated record. Gene Ontology annotation, cellular component: cytoplasm; Cul4-RING E3 ubiquitin ligase complex. Gene Ontology annotation, molecular function: protein binding. Gene Ontology annotation, biological process: negative regulation of fatty acid biosynthetic process. Lineage: Eukaryota; Metazoa; Arthropoda; Insecta; Hymenoptera; Megachilidae.
GAUUAAUUAGUUAUUAGAUCCGUGGAUGGAGUUGUUCUUGUUAUGUUCUAAAGAUUAAUAUAAUUUUUGAAAUUGAAAAUUUAUUAAAUAAUAAUCUAAAUAUAUAGACUAAUACGGCACUUUAGGCAUAUGACCAGCAUAUAUAUGUAUAUAUAUUGUGCAUAACAUGUGAAUCCAUAUACUUAUAUAUGUAUGUACAAUAUAUAUAUCAACCGUAGGAUAGAAUGUGAUAAAGUACAAAAGUUAUGUUGAGAGUAUUGUGCGAAGAAACAACAGCGUGAAGGAUAUUAAAGUUUUUUAAUAUAAUAAAGGGAUUUAUAAAAGAAACAUAGAAAUGCUUCCGAACAUACACGAGAAAGAUUAUAGGGUUGUGGAUUUAGUACGUCAACGUGAGAUACGGGACUCAGUGGCGUAUAAAGUUUCUCAGAAAUUACAUGUCACAGAAAAUUUAAUAUCUCGAUUAGGACUUGAAAAAGAAUUGGUUGGUCAUACAGGAUGUGUUAAUUGUUUAGAAUGGAAUGAAAGCGGACAAAUUCUUGCUUCAGCAUCCGAUGAUAUGAAUAUUAUUUUGUGGGAUCCAUUUCGGUAUGAAAAAAAACUGGUACUACGUACACGUCAUCAAGGAAAUAUAUUUUCUGUUAAGUUCAUGCCAAAAUCAAAUGAUAGAAUAUUGGUAUCAGGUGCAGGGGAUGGAAAAGUACGAGUUCGUGAUCUCACUAUUCUUGAACCCAUAUUUUGGUGUAAUUGUCAUAUAGGCCGCGUUAAACGAAUUGCCACAGCAGCCACUGUACCUUUCCUCUUCUGGAGUGCUGCAGAAGAUGGUCUCGUUUUACAAUACGAUAUUCGUGCACCCCAUAGUUGCAAAAGCAAUGACUGUAAUAGUGUAUUGGUGAAUCUUGUUAAUCAUAUGGGUCGCUAUGCAGAAGGCAAGUGUAUUGCGGUAAAUCCAAAAAAACCUGAAUUAAUAGCCGUUGGAGCGAAUGAUGCGUAUAUAAGAAUGUACGACCGUAGAAUGAUUAAACUUUCUCAGGUGCCUAUUAUUUCUUCUCAACAUAGUGAUCUGACAAGAGGAAAUACAGGCAGAGCUGGUGAAGGCGAUCCAGAUGAGAAUAUACCAUUGGGUUGCGCACAGUACUUUAUCGCGGGCCACCUGCAUUCACGACAACGUGACAGUAACAGGAAUCUCACUACAACAUAUUUAACAUUCAGCGCUGAUGGGAAUGAGCUACUUGUUAACAUGGGCGGUGAACAAAUAUAUUUAUUCGACAUCAACAAUCCAAAAAAGUCGAAAACUUGUUUUGGUUAUUCCUCGAAUACGUAUUUAAGAGAUUGUGGAAAAUGUAGUAUAGAAAAAGAUAGCGAGGAUAGUAUAGAUUAUACUAAAAAGAAUGUUAAAGUCCUGCCACCACAUGUUGAAGAGUUGAAACGACAAGCUAAUGAAGGUUUCGAACAACAGAAGUAUAGUAUGGCAAUUAAUUUGUACAAUAAAGCGAUCAGCUUAUGUCCUACCGCAGCUGUGCUUUAUGCCAACAGAGCUGCAGCAUAUAUGAAACGAACGUGGGAUGGUGAUGUAUACGCCGCCCUUAAAGAUUGUCAGACAACGUUACUCCUUGACCCAGGACACGUAAAAGCUCAUUUUAGAUUGGCACGGUGUCUUUUUGAUUUACAUCGAUCAACCGAAGCUGAUAAAGUAAUCAAAGAUUUUCAGCAAAAGUUUCCCGAGUAUUCAUCUAACUCUGCGUGUAAAGCAUUAAAAAUGGACAUAAAAGAAGCUAUAGAUACUGGUAGAGAUAACGAUACGAAUCAAACGAUGUUACAAAUAUCGGAAUAUGAACAAGAAUGGAGACGCAACACUAUUGAUUAUAAAAUGAGAUUUUGUGGACAUUGCAAUACUACAACUGAUAUAAAAGAAGCUAAUUUUUUUGGAAACAAUGGUCAGUAUAUCGUGGCAGGAUCAGACGAUGGUUCUUUCUUUAUUUGGGAUCGUAAUACUACAAAUAUUGUACGCGUACUAAGAGGAGACGAACGAAUUGUAAAUUGUCUCCAACCUCAUCCAUCCACGUGUUUAUUAGCUACUAGUGGUAUUGAUCCAGUAGUUAGAUUAUGGAGUCCUUUACCCGAGGAUGGUACCGUAAACGAAAGAGAAAUUCAAAAUUUAGAAGAUGCCGCAUCUGCAAAUCAAAUUCGUAUGAACAGCGAUCCAUUUGAAGUGAUGCUAAUGAAUAUGGGAUAUCGAUUUCCGGUCCAACAGGCUGAAUUAAACGAGGAUGGUGACGAUCAUCAGGAUCAGUCAAUUGUGCAACCGUUGAAUUGUAGACCAAGUUAAAUUUUAAAAGAGGUUUAAAAAGUGGUACGAAUCCGCAACUAAAUAACUAAAGACUUAUUCAGUGUUAUAUUGUAGAAUAUUGAUGCUUUAAUUGCAAUUAUCUAUUUUUUUAUCAAUUCCUUAUAGGCGUUGACUUUUCCAUAAAUAAAGUACUAAAAAAUAUUUGGUAAACUGUUAAUAAUACAACUGUUGAAGUAAAAGCAAAGUAGCUGUAUUAAACAGUUAUGGAACAUCAGUCGUGAAAUUUUUUAUAUAUAAAAUAACGAAGUAUACUUGGAGAAACAAUGCGUUGAAACAAUAAUAGUUUUGUUAAAACAACUUAUUAAAUGCAGUUAAUAUCUUAUAUAAUGUUUAUGUACAUAGAUUUAUUAUAUUUCUAUUUCUUUUGUAAAUUUAUCAACAGAGUCCCUAAAGAAAUCGAAGGAAGCAAAUUACAAAAUUUUGUUUUAUUUUUAUUAAAUAAUUAGUUGGAAUGAAAUAUGUAAUUAUACUUCCAUUUUAAAAAUUAAUCCAUUACAAAUUAAAUUUGUAUGUAAAUUUAUACAUAUAACAACAAAGUAAUCUUUAUAUAAUAUUUAAAAAUUAUUGACGUAUGUCAAUUAAUUUGGGGGUACUAGUUCCCAUAAACUUUGCAAUGUACUAGUUUCUCUAGGUUCUUCUGUUGCAAGCCCUAAGUAAGUUGAAAAGCUGGGUUUUCUCUGGUUUGAUUCUUCUGAAAAGUAGUAUCCAAACACGCUUGAAAUUUCAAUUUGACUAUCUUGUAUUUCAGAUUGUUGUUCUACAUUGAAAUCUUGUUGUAACGAAGCCUGUAAUACUUGAUGAAUUAUUAAUUUACAGUGUAAUGUAUUUAUUUAUUUAAUAAAUUUUUUGUAACAGUAGUAUAACAUUACCUGAUGUUCAACUGUAUAAUCGACACCAAAAAUAGGAAAUUUUUCGAAUGUUUUCAACAACGUUAAAAUUUCUUUAUGAAGAGAAUAAAGCUUCUGAAUAGGGUCAACUCGAAAUCCUAAUAUAUAGCCUCCACUAGAUUCUGUACUUACAAUGACUAAUGUUGGGCCAAAUUUUGAAUUUUUUAUAGAGAUCUGUGAAGAAAUAAAAGCUUUUAAUUAUAUUAUUCGUAACGCAAUUUUAACAUUCUACAAAAUGUUUACUUACUUUUUCUAUUACAAGAUAAGGAAUUGAUAUGUUGAAUUGAUCAUUCAUGUCAGCAAACCAUACUAAACGUAUAUUUGUUACAAUGAAGGUUCCAAUAUUUCCCUAACAACAUAAGUUUUAAUUACUAAGUUAUUCGUAACAGAAAUUAUUAUAAACAACAGAUGGUUUUUACCUGCUCUAAUGAUAAAUUCCAAAUAUCUUGCAGAGUUAAAUGAAUUGUUUCUUGUGGUAGUAGGAUUAAUCGUUUGUCAUUGAUUAUUCCACUUCUUAACUUAAUUUCUCGAUAAAUUUUAGACGAAACGUACGCUCUGUAUAUACCAAUAACAGAUGUAAAGUGUCUUGUACUUUUUGAAUCUUGAUUUAUAAAUAUAAAUUCGUAUCUGCAGUUUCGGAAAGAAGCUAAGAUAUGUACAGCUUGCAUAUAUUUUCCAUGUAACUAUAAAAAUUAUAUUGUUAUUCAUAUAAAUAAAAGACACUUGAGUUUAUUAAAA